Messenger RNA from Stylophora pistillata, 2574 nucleotides. Its product is annotated as glutamate receptor ionotropic, NMDA 1-like. Gene Ontology annotation, molecular function: signaling receptor activity; ligand-gated monoatomic ion channel activity. NCBI's taxonomy places the organism in Eukaryota, Metazoa, Cnidaria, Anthozoa, Scleractinia, Pocilloporidae. The record is from RefSeq and is a predicted model, not a curated record. Gene Ontology annotation, cellular component: membrane. Gene Ontology annotation, biological process: monoatomic ion transport.
AUGGCUUACGAGUUCACAAAAUUGUUGGCGGGUUUCCCCUACCUAAUGUUUGGUACAAACAGAGAUCCGGUAUUUGAGAAUCAGGAGGUGUUUCAUAACUACAAAUAUCUUCAACCUACCAUAACCCAUCAAUCUAAAGCAAUUCAAGCCAUAUUAGACACUCUACGAGUUAAAAAAUAUUCUAUCAUAUAUGAAAUGCACACAGGAUACGAAAAGCUAGCAUUUGAUAUUAUUUCACUGGACACAAAGCGGACUGGCAAUGUCUUCGAGACUCCGAUCUCGUCCAAGGAAAAUUGUAAUGAUGAUGACGACGACACUACAUUUGUGGUACAAAUCACUGAAGUAUUAACCAAGAUCAAAACCCAAGAAAUCAAAGUGCUCGUUUUGGCCUGUGGGGAACAGUUGGUCAAGACUGCUUUUGAGACUGCAAUAAAGCUGGGGAUGGUCUCCGAAGAUUUUCUUUGGAUUGGAACGGAAGCAGUCGUUCAAGCCUUAAACGUUACAUAUGAUCGGCAACAGAGAAUACCGAUUGGUAUUUUAAACUUUGUUGGAGUUAAACUUAACAUGUCGGAAGAAACAAUAGCAUUGAAAGCACUACAUAUUCUUGCUUCUUCGAUACAAGUUGACUCCAAUGAUUCAACGCCGGUUUUUUCACCCCCAAAUGGAUCAUGUUAUGGUGUGCAUCGGUGGACCUCUCUAAAAAAGUUGACAAGUCGUUGUGGACAAACAAGCCAAAGUUUUACGUUAAAUCAACAAGUUUUCAGCGAUACUUACGACAUUUUGAAGCUAGAAACUAAUUCUGUGUUAAGGCAUUCCUGGAGGAAAAUUGCAACAUAUCAAACUACAGGAAGCUUUCAGUUUGAAGAAAACUUUCUUCCGAAAUUUAAUCACAAACCUGGCGUUGUAUCUAAGAGUCUUCGAAUUGUUGGUAUCGAACACGGUCAGUAUCUUUAUAAGGUUGGCGACGUGAUAGGCUGCACCGAACAUGGAGAGCACUGCACGAGAGAAAAAUUACGGCACAAUUCACUUCAGCCAAAUUGCGAAAUAGGAGUUCCCUGCUACGAAUACUCCAACAUCUCGAGCAACAGUUCAAAUCCGCUGCGCGUCUUCUGCGUAUCUGGUCUAAUGAUAGACUUACUGGACUUGAUACAGAGCAAGCUAAGCUUCUCCUAUGAAUUGUACCUCGUGCCUGAUGGAAAGUACGGGGCUAUAGAUGAUGCUACAGGGCUGUGGAAUGGUAUGAUUGGAGAAGUGUUGUACGGUAAAGCAGACAUGGCAUUAGGUACUAUCACGAUCAACGCACAACGCAGCAAAGUAGUAGAUUUUACUACUCCUUACGGCGAAGUUGGAAUUGGGAUGGUUAUUGCCAACGGUGUUUCUGCAAAACCUUUGAUAACGAUGGAGUUUCUCGCACCGUUUGGAACAAGUUUAUGGUUUGCAAUCUUGUUAUCCAUUCUAACAAUUUUUCUCGCCUUGUGGUUCUUGGACCGAAAAACAAGUGGUUUUUACAUCAAUAACAGUAGUUGUUUCUCGAAAAGAGCAAUCACAGAAAGCUUAAAUGAUAAAGAAAGUAUAACGUUGUUAGAGAGUAUGUCCUACACGUGGAGCACACUUGUACACGUGUCAGCGGGAAGUGGUUUUCCAAGAAGCUUGAGUGCGCGUUUAGUGGCCAUCUUCUUUGCGUUUGCCAUGAUAAUCCUGAGCAGCACAUAUACAGCAAAUCUGGCCGCUAAUAAGGUAAAAGAUGACGCUGAACCGCCAGUAACAGGAAUAUACGACGAAAAGAUGAUUAACCCUCCUUCGGGUUUCCACUUUGGAACGCUGAAGUCGAGCAGCACUGAAGCCUACUUCAAGUUUAAUCGAGAUCCGCGCAUGCGUAAAAUCUACGAUAACAUGAAGGAUUAUAACGUGGAAAAUGUACAGGAUGGGGUGGAAAAAGUUAAAUCUGGGGAAUUUUCAGUUUACAUCGACGACCACCCGUAUCUGGAGCAUAUGGUCUCUUCACAACACGACUGCUCUCUGAGAAUUGUGGGAGAGUCUUUUGGGAUCUCUGGAUAUGGACUGGUACUAGCAAAAGUUUCCACUUGGACCCAGGCAUUCUCAAGCAGGAUACUUCAACUGAGCGACGAAAAUGCGUUGUCUGUUCUCUGGAAUAAGUGGUUAGUGCGAAAGUGUUUGAAAAAGGAAGACUUUGAGAGAGCACCACACAGAUUAUCUAUGUAUGAUUAUAACGGCGUUUUCGUCCUUGUUGCUGCUGGUAUAUUCGUAUCAGUUUUAUUUGUGGGCAUAGAGCGUAAGAUCGCUUCCUAUCAAGCAAGAAGGAAAAUAAUCGCAGAAGAAUCAGAAAGAAGUGAAGACCACACCUUUUCUUCCACAACUCCGAGAGAGAACAGUGAUAUGCAAAGCAGUGUUAUGGAUGGGUCAUCGCCACCCAGUUUUACUCCUUCGACAACAUAUUCAAACUCUGAAUUACAGCUUGAAAGAUGCGAUGACCACCAACAGCAAGAAAUAAAUAGGUUUAAGUUUAAUUCAGUUUGUUAGCCGAUAGAACUCUAGGCGGAUGAAAAUAUAGAA